This is a messenger RNA of Colletotrichum truncatum, 1251 nucleotides long. Its product is annotated as esterase-like protein. The record is from RefSeq and is a predicted model, not a curated record. NCBI's taxonomy places the organism in Eukaryota, Fungi, Ascomycota, Sordariomycetes, Glomerellales, Glomerellaceae.
AUGAGUCGACGGCUUUUAUCUACCCUCGGCGGCCGCCAUCACCGCGCGAGCAUUGCCCCGGAGACUCUCGAUCGAGCUCAUCGAAAACAAAACGAGCUGGCCGCCAAGUUCGAGCGCGGGUUAGGUCAGGAUGGCGAAGGAAAUAGUAUUACAAUCAACAGGGAGAGAAAGACAGUCAAUACGUCAGCUGGCGAGCUGCCCAUUUCACCCGUCAUGGACCCGGAUUUCGCAGAGGUUAGGAAGAGGUGGAAGGGCCCUAAAGAAAAGCCGAACAGAAGCAAGGUAAAGGACUUGAAGGAGAGGGCUCGGAGGAAACUUGCAGAGAACCCAUACGCCCAUGCUCUUGCGACUCCCAUUCGCAUGUGCCCCAUCACCCGCACAACCCUGCCGUCAUAUUUCCUCCAGAACUUCAAUGCAGUCUCCAAUCCUGAAACUGGUGACAUAUGGAUAGUACCAGAGGAUAUGACCUCGAGCCCAUUGGAAGGCUCCAGCCAGAAAGACGGUGCAGACCCGGAACAAGAUAAUGAACAACAAACUUCUACCCUGGCCAGCCAAGCCGAUACACCGGAACCAACAGCCCCCGAGUCGCCCUUCAAAAAACCCAUGAUUUCUCCCCCCUCAACAUACGUUCUCUCCAGGAAACUCCUCCUCAAGAACGCGCCCCAACGAAAGGGGGCUGGACCACACGCAGGCUCCGUUCCUAUGCUAUUCGCUAGGCGAGAUCGCUUCAUAAGAGCCACCAAUAGUAGAAUCGUCUUCCGGUCUGACAUGGACGAGUUCGUUCUCGAAAACAUGCGCCGCCAAGUCGUCAACGCAUUUUUGUAUUAUGCCAAACUGCAUGAAACCGACGGAAGGGACUACCUGAGGCCGUGUCCAACCUGGGACAGCGUCAAGAAGAUGCAGAAGCGGGGCUGUCUUCUUUGGAUACCCUCGAAUGCAGAAGACCAGAAAGGCCCCAGGGCGGUUGGUGGUUACUCUGCCGUGCAACAGUUCGCCGCGUACGAUGUCCCCGAUGCCAAGUGGGAGAAGAGGCUGCCGGUCCAUGAUCUCGAUUACCUCUUAGGCCCUGACCACAUGGCAACUUUGCGCAAGCACGCACUCUUCCAAGCCAACUCUCUGUUGUUGUUAGGGAAACAGAGGUCGAUACCUGUGCAGCUCUAUCUCUGGAAGUUACAGGGGUAUAUGGCAGAGUAUCCUGAGGAUAAUACUUUUGUGCCGAAGAAUAGUAAAGAAAAGAAGGAUCAGUCGUGA